Galendromus occidentalis (western predatory mite) is the source of this 1452-nucleotide messenger RNA. RefSeq names its product F-box/LRR-repeat protein 12. Gene Ontology annotation, cellular component: SCF ubiquitin ligase complex. The transcript is spliced from 10 exons. Gene Ontology annotation, molecular function: protein binding. Lineage: Eukaryota; Metazoa; Arthropoda; Arachnida; Mesostigmata; Phytoseiidae. The coding region runs from base 169 to 1452 and encodes 427 amino acids. The record is from RefSeq and is a predicted model, not a curated record. Gene Ontology annotation, biological process: SCF-dependent proteasomal ubiquitin-dependent protein catabolic process.
GUGGUAUCGAGCUGAGCGCCGCCGGAGCACGGCCCUGCGUCGGGUGAACGUAUUGGUUAUACGCCUAUAAGAUCCGCACUCGCAGAGCACAACCCAAGAUAUCUGUGAAUCUUAUGUCCGACUGCUCGUUCCCCGUAAUGAGGGCUUUCAUUGCCCUAUAGAUCUACGAUGGGAGCCGUGUGCUGUUCCGAAUCGACAGAUGCUGUCAGCGAAGUCUCAUUCUUCCACCUAGGCUCCAGAGUGCAACAUAGGGGAUCUCAGACGAAGAUCUCCGAUUUGCCAGACUACAUGCUCCUGAAAAUUUUCUCACAUCUGGACUUCUUAGAUCUAUGUAUCGCAGGACUUGUAUGUCGGAGAUGGUAUUCCCUGAGUCGCGAUUACACGCUACAUAAGCAAGUGGACCUGAGCUCCUUGGAGCUGACGCCAAAGCAACUCGAGUUGCUUCUGCAUGUCGAAACCAUGCCCUCAGUCGAGAAACUCACAGUGUUCGGUAACCACGGCUGUCUUUGGUUGAAGAAUAUCUCCCCGAGAGCGUUGGCAAAAAUCAGCAAACGCUGCCCGAGGCUUAGAUGCUUGAAGAUUGAGAAUUUCUCAUUCCGGUCAUCUUCGAAAGAUAAAUGCGUCCGUCUCAUUGACUUCCCAUCGACGCUUGAGAUUUUAUCCCUAAGGGGUUCCAUCAUAGGGCGCUGCGCUUUCUUCAAAAUGAAACCCGAGCAUGUCACGGCUCUGGACCAACUCAGAGUCCUCGAUAUCGGUAGAUGCUUCUUUGUGGCCGAUGCCGAGGUCAAGCCUUUCCCAAGGCUGCCACAGCUGAAGGAACUUUAUUUGGAGGGAUGUCCUUUCAUCGAUACACAGCAAUAUCUCACCGACCUUCUGACCAAAUGUUCCCAACUGACUCUGCUCGAUGUGGAGGGUACCUACAUAGUGGAUCAUGCAUUCACGAUGAUCGCCCGGCACUGUAAUUUUCUGAGGUACCUAUUCAUCGGCUGUACAUCUCUUAAUGACGCUGUGGUCCUGUCGCUUCCUGAGGGUAGCUUCGCCAAUCUUGCAUCUUUGUGUAUUAUCCAAACCGCAGUCACUGACGACGGUCUUGCCCACUUGGUCCAAAUCCUCCCGUCCCUCAUGAAUGUCAGGUGCGACAAGCGAUAUCUCUCAGAAACGCACCGUAUCAUCAUGAAGGCCUGCGUCAUUGUCCUGCUUUCUGUCGUGUCGUUCGCUCUUGCGGCACCGAAACCUGAGGACAUCAAGAAGUGUUUCAUGGACUUGAAAAUCAGCGACGCUGGUGAGGCCAAAUUCACGGAGAUCAUGAAACCAAUCACGAUGGGAGAGAAACCGUCCACGGAAGUGUUCAAAGAGAAAAUGGCUGAAGCCAAAAAAGCUCUCGAAGCAACUGAUCCAGGAAAAAGCGGUCCUCUCGAAGAAUGCUUGGUGAAGCUGUCGCCCAACAUGUGA